CAGAUUAAUGUUUAUAUACUGAUUAGUUCAAAAACAUCUUCUUAUUAUUUGACAUUAGAAUAAUUUCUUAUUCUUUCAUGUUUCCACAUGUUUUUUCAUUUACAGCAAAAGAGAAGAACAGGAUGAAGAGAGAUAAUCAGAGCAGAGUGUCUGAAUUCCUCCUCUUAGGGCUCCCCAUACAGCCAGAACAGCAGGGAAUGUUCUUUGCCCUGUUCCUCGGCAUGUACCUCACCACGGUGCUGGGGAACCUGCUCAUCAUCCUGCUCAUCAGGCUGGACUCUCGCCUCCACACCCCCAUGUACUUCUUCCUCAGCCACUUAGCCAUCACUGACAUCUCUUUCUCAUCAGUCACAGCCCCAAAGGUGCUGAUGAACAUGCAAACACAGAGUCAAUCCAUCUCAUACGCUGGGUGCAUUUCUCAGGUCUAUUUUUCCAUGCUGUUUGCUGAUAUUGACAGCUUCCUUCUCACCUCAAUGGCCUAUGACAGGUACGUGGCCAUUUGUCACUCCCUCCACUAUACCACCAUCAUGAGUCAAAGCCUGUGUUUCUUGCUAGUAAUUGUGUCCUGGGUUUUAUCCUUUGCCAGUGCUCUGUUACACACCCUGCUCCUGGCCCAUCUUUCCUUCUGUGGAGACAACAUUCUCCCCCACUUCUUCUGUGACAUCUCUGCCUUACUUAAGCUGUCCAGCUCAGACACCACAACAAAUGAGCUGGUUAUUCUUACUGUAGGGGGGAUGGUCAUUAUCCUUCCAUUCAUAUGCAUCCUGGUCUCUUAUGGCCACAUUGGGUCCACCAUCCUGAGAAUUCCCUCCACCAAGGGAAUCUGCAAAGCCUUGUCCACUUGUGGCUCCCACCUCUCUGUCGUGUCUCUGUACUAUGGGGCAAUUAUUGGAUUGUACAUUUUCCCCUCAUCCAGUGACUCCAAUGGCAAGGAUGUCAUUGUGGCUGUAUUGUACACUCUGGUCACUCCCAUGCUUAAUCCUUUUAUCUACAGUCUGAGAAAUAGGGACAUGAAAGGAGCUAUGGGAAAUAUACUCAGUAGAGGAAAGUUUUCACUAUAAUGUGCGCUGAAUCUAGGCUGGUGUUGUGGCAUGUUUUGUUCAAUAAGAUAUUGGCAAAAAUAAAAAUAAAAACUUAAAAAACACUGCAUAUGAUGUGUUGCUAUUGAGACCCCGAGACCAUGGUUUUAAGAAACACAGGUUAGUCUACUGGAGAAUGAAAGAUGAGAAAAAGAGAGGCUUCAGCUGUCCCAAACAUCCUGGCCAUAUCCAGAGAGGCCGUCUGGUAUAAGUGAGACUUUCUAGAACAUUCAGUCACAGACAAUCCAGCCCAGUAGAGUACUGCUCAGCUGAUCCAUAGAAGUGUGAGCAAAUAAAAUGAUUGUUUUAAGCCAGUAUGUUUUGGUUUCGUUUCUUUCACAAAGUUAGCUGAUACAUUUCUCAUAUUCCUGAGGCAUUCAUAAUCUUUGUCCAUUGUGACAACUUAUCCAUUUUCUAGUUAGUGUUUUCCCCUCCCCACUCUUCCCAUCCUUCCUAACCAUCAAAGAUUGUUUCUUUGUGUAAACCUUUUCAGGAGUUUUUAUAAUAGUGGUCUCAUACAGUAUUUGUUUUUUUUGUGAUUGACUUAUUUCACUCAGCAUAAUGCCCUCCAGCUUCAUCCAUGAUGUGAGGUGCUUCACAGAUUCAUCGUUGUUCUUUAUUGUUUCAUAGUACUCCAUUGUGUAUAUGAACCAUAGUUUGUUUAUCCAUUCAUUUGUUGAUGGGCACCUAGGUUGUUCCCAUCUUUUUGCUAUCGUGAACAAUGGUGCAAUGACUAUGGAAGUGCAUAUGUCUAUUUGUGUGAUGGCCCUGAUUUCUCUAGGAUAUAUUUCUAGGAGUGGGAUUGCUGGAUCAUAUGGUAUUUCUAUUUCCAGCUUUUUAAGGAAAUAUCAUAUCAUUUUCCAUAAUAGUUAUACCAUUUUCCAUUCCCACCAGCACUGCAUGAGAGUUCCAAUCUCCCUGCACUCUCUCUAAUAUUUGUCAUUCUCUGUGUUUUUUGAUUCAUGCCAGUAAUGUCGAGGUGAGACGGCAUCUCAUUGUAGUUUCAAUUUGCAUUCAUGUAAUGGCUAGUGAUCUUGAGCAUUUCCUCAUAUUUCUAUUAGCUACUUGAAUGUCUUCUUUGAUGAAGUGUCUGUUCAUAUCCUUUGCCCAUUUUUUAAUUGAGUUAUUUGUCAUAGAGAUGUUAGAUUUUCCUAUGGAUUUUAGAGAUUAUACUUUUGUCACAUUUGUCAUAGCCGAAUUUUUUUUUGAAGUCUUUAGGUUCUCUUUUUACUCUUGGGUGAAGCCCUUUGAAGAGCAUAAGUGUUUAUUUUUUAGAAGAUCCCAGUUAUCUAGCUUCUGUUCUGGUGUCUGUGUAUUUUUAGUUAUGGUUUGUAUCCUAUUUAUGCCAUGUAUUAGGACCUUGAGCAUUGGUGCUAUUUUUUCUUAUGUGACCUUUAUAGUUGUCGGUUUUAUAUUUGGAUUGUUUCCCAUUUGGAAUAAGUUUUUGUGUAUGGUGUUAGCUAUGGGUCCUGUUUAAUUUUUUUACAGGUGGACAUUCAGUUUUGACAGCACCAUUUGUUAAAAAGACUGUCUUUUCCCCAUUUAGUAGAUUUUGGGCCUUAUGUUGAAGAUCAGAGGACCGUAGGUGGAUGGAUUUACAUCUGGGUUCUCGAUUCUAUUCCAUUUAUGUGUCUGUUGCUGUGUCGGUACCAGGCUGUUCAUGGCUGUAUAGUAGAUUCUGAGGUCAGGUAGUGCAAGACCUCCUACUUUAUUCUCCUCCUUCAGUAGUGCUUUACCUUCUGGCACCACCCUCCUUUCCAUAUAAAGUUAAUAGCUUUUCCAUCUCUUUGAAGAAUCAGGAUUUGGAUCGGGAUUGCAUUGAAUUUGUAGGUUGCUCUGGGUUUUUCUGGGUAGAACUGACAUUUUCUCAAUGUCGAGUCUACCUAUCCAUGACCAUGGUGUGUCUUUCCAUUUAUGUAGGUCUCUUAGUUUCUUGCAGUAGUGUUUUGUAGUUUUCUUUGUAUAGGUCUUUUAUGUCCCCAGUUAGAUUUAUUCCUAAGUAUUUUAUAUUUUUAGGGGUUAUUAUAAAUGAUAUUGCUUUCCUGAUGUCCUUUUUGUGGUUCUCUUUAUUGGUGUAUAGCUAUGAAACUGAGUUUUUAUGUUUAUCAUGUAUCCUGCUACUCUACCGAAUCUUUCUAUUAGUUCCAGGAGCUUUCUUGUGGCUACCUUUGGAUUCUGUAUGUAUAGUAUCAUAUCACUCACAAAUAGGAAUAGUUUUACCUCCUCCUUACAAUUUGGAUGCCCUUUUUCUCUCUCUCUUUUUUUUUUACCUCAUUGCUCUAGCUAGGAACUUUGACACAAUGUUAAAUAGGAGUGAUAAAAGGCAUCCUUGUUUUGUUCCUGUUCUCAGGGGGAAUAUUUUCAGCCUCUCUCCAUUGAGGACGCGGUUGACUACUGGUUUUGUACAGAUGCCCUUUAUUAUGUUGAGGAAUGCCCCUUCUAUUCCUAUUUUACUGAGAGUUUUUAAAAUCAGGAAUGGGUAUUGUACUUUAUCGAAUGCCUUUUCUUUAUCAAUUGAGAAGUUCAUGUGAUUCUUUUCAUUUUAUGUACUUUAUCGAAUGCCUUUUCUUCAUCAUUUGAGAAGUUCAUGUCAUUCUUUUCUUUGUUUUAUGUAUGUGGUAGAUUACGUUAAUUCAUUUUCUAAUGUUGAACCAUCCCUGAA
Molecule: messenger RNA, 3741 nt
Organism: Loxodonta africana (African savanna elephant)
Lineage: Eukaryota; Metazoa; Chordata; Mammalia; Proboscidea; Elephantidae
Product: olfactory receptor 1J21-like
Exons: 1
Coding region: 78-1061 (327 amino acids)
Biological process (GO): G protein-coupled receptor signaling pathway
Cellular component (GO): plasma membrane
Molecular function (GO): olfactory receptor activity; G protein-coupled receptor activity
Source: RefSeq, a predicted model, not a curated record